Messenger RNA from Brienomyrus brachyistius, 1876 nucleotides. RefSeq names its product ankyrin repeat domain-containing protein 34B-like. The transcript has 2 exons. The record is from RefSeq and is a predicted model, not a curated record. Lineage: Eukaryota; Metazoa; Chordata; Actinopteri; Osteoglossiformes; Mormyridae. Bases 198 to 1799 code for a protein of 533 amino acids. Gene Ontology annotation, molecular function: protein binding.
UUCAAUUUGUUCCUCUUUAGUUUCUUUCUCCAAAUGCUUUAAAGAAUACAGUCAGACCUUCCUAAGGUGGAUUAUCAGAUACUUUACAAGGAUGUAAUUCAAAGGAGUACAGUGUUCUUUGAAGGAAAAACUGGUGAUCCUGGAAGAACAGCAUUGUUAUCUCCCAUGAUGCCACAGUCACAGGAAGAGUAGAUGCAAUGGGGGAUUCUGUAGAGGUACGCACAGAUGGAAACUCCUUGCUGAAGGCCGUCUACUUGUGCCGCCUGCGCCUGACCCGACUGCUACUGGAGGGUGGAGCAUACAUCAAUGAGAGUAAUGAACGUGGUGAGACCCCUCUGAUGAUCGCCUGCAAGACAAAACAUGCAGACCAGCAGAGUGUGAGCAAAGCCAGGAUGAUCAAGUACCUCCUGGAAAAUGGUGCUGACCCAAAUAUCCAGGACAAAUUGGGGAAGACGGCUCUGAUGCAUGCCUGCUUGGAACGGGCCGGCAUGGAGGUCAUCUCCCUGCUUUUGGUGAGCGGCGCUGACCCCAGCCUAGAGGAUCACUCGGGCUCCUCGGCCCUGGUCCACGCUGUCAAUGCUAAUGAGAAGGAUACGCUAAAAGUGCUGCUUGAUGUGUGCAAAGCCAGAGGCAAGGAAGUUAUCAUUAUCACUACUGACAAGCUGCCCUCAGGGAAGCAGAUGACUAAGCAGUACCUCAACGUCCCUCCACUACCUGACUUGGAGGAUCAGCUCCACUACACCCCCAUGUCUUGCAUGUCUCCCUCUGAAAUAGAGCUCCGUACUUCACAACAAGCUGUGGACCCCCAGCUAGAGAAACGUAUGUUCAAUUUCCAGAAUUCUAACAGUGCCACCUCUCAACCUGGUUCACCAUUGCAUGACUCAAGCCCCGUGCAGUCCGGAGUAGCUAAGCUCCUCCAUUUGCAAAGACUGCAUUCUGAACCUUGGUUGAAGAUCCCAUCUUCUCUGCUCCUGCAGCAGAACAAAGCAUCUUCGUUUACUGAAGACCUAAUGGACAUCACUCCUGAGGAGGAGCUCUCUUUCAGGAUCAAUGGGUUGACAAUUCCUCGAGCCCCAGUUACCCGCCAGCACAGCAUUGACAUCAGAGAUACAGCGGGUCUGAGCAUAGCUUUGGAUCAAGGGGUUAACAAUGAAGACAGCCCAGGAGGAGGGAGAGGCCUGGGUCGGAAGAUGUCAUACGAUGACAUCUCAUCAUCUCACUCUUCCUCACACCUUGAUCUCCACCGUAACACUGGAGCAGCACCCAUCCCAGUGCACAAAGACCCUGACUGCCUGCCCAAUCUGGCUGUGUCUAGUCUGCGCAACAUUGUCGAAAGGCGAAAUAUAGGAAUUGACCACUAUAGCUCUGAUUCCCAGUUGCCCCAGUCUAGCAGCCUUGAUGACUACAAGAGUGCACCAGAAAAGAGGAAGCUGGUCUCAACCCGUUCCUCUACCUUGUCCAACUCCAGAGAGUCCUUGGAGAGUUUGGCCAGGAGAAACCCAGCCAUAUUAGAACGCAGGGGGUCAGGAGCCCUGCUCCUGGAUCACAUUUCCCACACCAGACCUGGGUACCUGCCACCAUUAAAUCCCCAUGUUCCUAUCCCCGACAUUGGCGGCAGCAGCAGUACGGCCACAAACAGCAGCAUGAAACCAGCUAAUAUGGGGCCCAAAUCCCUCAUUUGCUGUGUUCCCAACUUCCCCAAGGAUCUCAAGACCAAGAAGAUGUUGCUACGUCGUCAUUCCAUGCAAACAGAGCAAAUCAAACAACUAGUCAACUUUGAAGAGAUAUUUGGCCGCUAAUACUGCCGUAAACCAUACUUUCAGGAGCAAGUAUCUAUCUAAAAAGUUAUUUGUGCUAUAGCUCAUGUGUGUGAAUG